CCUUGCCCUGACAUACCGCCCGUAGGCUGGGGACUGGAUUCCCAACGUGGCUUUGCAUAUAGUUCAGCUCCCUUGGUUGUUGGAUGUGACAGAUUUGACCGUCCUCCAUCCUCUCUCCUAAGAAACGGAAGAAAGAGACGGCUGAGAUUUGCGAGGAAGCAGAGCAUCGUUUUGUAGCGUCAGCCCAGCAUGUCGUGAGUAGCCGUUUGCAGAACAUGCCGUCUAUCUCAUGUGCGUGAUGGGACACGUAUAGGGCAUCAAUGCGUCUCCAUAGCGGCUCAGAGGCAGGGAUAUGGGGUGCUCAACGUCGCGUCUUCCCCCAAGAGCUCGCCGACCAAAUCAUCGAUGAAGUCCGAGUCGAUCGAGGGACCUUGAAGUCGUGCGCCCUCACUGCCCGUGCAUGGCUCCCUCGCGCCCGCUACCAUCUUCACCGUACUGUCACGCUGUAUCAUCAAAAUUGUAGAAUCCAUCCAUCACAAGUUGAUAAGGUAUACAAACUGCUGUCCUUGCCCGUUGUGUCCGAGUAUACCCAAGAGCUGUUGCUCGAGGGAAAGACAGACUACGGUCUUCUCCACCCCGACGAGGCGAACACUGUCGACUACGGGGACCUCUUCUGGCGCGCCUUGGCCCGGUUCACACACGUUCAGACCUUACGGCUAACCCGGCUCUUUUGGGUCUCGCACAAGCUCGAGAACAAGAACCGACUCUGCGAAGCCUUCCCGUCCGUCACGGACUUGGACGUCUAUAUGUCCGACUUCGCUGACGCGCAGGAAUUCCUCUCCUUCCUCACCGCCUUUCCGCUCCUCAUCCGCCUUAAGGUAGAACGCGUCUUUUGGGCAAAGAGUGCACAAGAAUGGUACGCCACCUCAGGCUCCGACCCGUCGUCCUACCGCAGGCUUCCCCCAAACAAGACUCCUGGCUCGGCGCUGCGGCAUCUUCAAGUGCAGCACUGCGACGUGCUCAUCAUGAAGGACAUCGCGAAUCGGCUCGUCGCGCUGCCCGAGUCACUCAUUGAGACGCUACACCUCAGCCCGCCUGACGGCGACGACUUUGAGGCUCUCCCGCUGUAUUUUGGCGCAAUCGGCACAAACUUGAAACACCUUACGCUCGCGCUGGAAUUCUCCGUCAAGGAGAAUACGCUUAGGCGAGCGAUAGCAAGCCUCGAGGCCGAUACCCGCCUGGAGUCACUGACGUUUCUGGCGAACUACGAGCUCGGCCGCAAAUUUAUUAAGGCGGCGUUGAUGUUCUGGCCGUGUGUCAAGGCAGUCCUCACGGCGAUCCGCACGGAACAUAUACACACCAUACGGUUCGAGUGCCACCCCGAAGAUCUUGAGGACUCCAUUGCCCAUGAAGUUGACGAGCUGCUGGGCCAUUCCAGGUUCAAAACUCUCACGACCGUCGCGUUCGCUUUUGCAGCUGUCAACGGAUAUAGUCUUGAGGAGCUAGUAGAGAUGGCGGGGGCGGCUUUUUUGAGCACCUUUGCGCUCGGAUACCUCGCGAUCUCGGCCUUCUAGGUCUUUGCUGUUACUCCUACAUUCGCUCUUUAAUUCAGCGUAUCAUGCCCAUUUCCUCGCAGAAGCGACAGUUUGUAUUGGCGUCUUGGC
Messenger RNA from Phanerochaete carnosa HHB-10118-sp, 1604 nucleotides. RefSeq lists its product as uncharacterized. Lineage: Eukaryota; Fungi; Basidiomycota; Agaricomycetes; Polyporales; Phanerochaetaceae. The transcript is spliced from 2 exons. The record is from RefSeq and is a predicted model, not a curated record. Bases 261 to 1514 code for a protein of 417 amino acids.